GGUACUUCCGGGCUGUGGUAUAAACUUGAGGCCUGCCCAUGUGGUUGUAGCUUUGCGUUUCUCCUUCGUGUGUUACUGUAAGUAUGGCAGAGAAUGACGUUGAUAACGAGCUGUUGGACUAUGAGGAGGACGAGGAGCCACAGGUGGCCCCCGAGAGUGCCACCCCUGCUGGGAAGAAGGAGGUGAAGGGCUCCUACGUGUCCAUCCACAGCUCUGGGUUCAGGGACUUCCUGCUCAAACCUGAGCUCCUCAGGGCCAUCGUGGACUGUGGAUUUGAGCACCCAUCAGAAGUGCAGCACGAGUGCAUCCCCCAGGCUAUCCUGGGCAUGGACAUCCUGUGCCAGGCCAAGUCUGGCAUGGGCAAGACGGCGGUGUUUGUCCUCGCCACCCUGCAGCAGCUCGAGCCCGUGGACGGACAGGUGUCCGUACUGGUGAUGUGCCACACGCGUGAGCUGGCCUUCCAGAUUAGCAAGGAGUAUGAGCGCUUCUCCAAGUACAUGCCCUCGGUGAAGUGCGCUGUGUUCUUCGGCGGCCUGUCCAUCAAGAAGGACGAGGAGGUGCUGAAGAAGAGCUGCCCGCACAUCGUGGUGGGCACACCAGGACGCAUCCUCGCACUUGUGCGCAACAAGACCCUCAGCCUGAAGAACAUCAAGCACUUCGUCCUGGAUGAGUGCGAUAAGAUGCUGGAGCAGCUCGAUAUGAGGCGUGACGUGCAGGACAUCUUCAGGCUCACCCCUCAUGAGAAACAGUGCAUGAUGUUCAGUGCCACCCUCAGUAAAGAGAUCCGUCCAGUCUGCCGCAAGUUCAUGCAGGACCCGAUGGAGGUGUUUGUGGAUGACGAGACGAAGCUGACCCUGCAUGGCCUGCAGCAGUACUACUGCAAACUGAAGGACAGCGAGAAGAACCGCAAGCUCUUCGACCUGCUCGAUGUCCUCGAGUUCAACCAGGUGGUGAUCUUUGUGAAGUCGGUCCAGCGCUGCGUGGCCCUCUCUCAGCUGCUGGUGGAGCAGAACUUCCCUGCCAUUGCCAUCCACAGAGGCAUGGCCCAGGAGGAGAGGCUGUCCCGCUACCAGCAGUUCAAGGACUUCCAGAGGAGGAUCCUGGUUGCCACCAACCUGUUCGGCAGAGGGAUGGACAUCGAGAGGGUCAACAUCGUCUUUAACUACGACAUGCCGGAAGACUCCGACACCUACCUGCACAGGGUGGCACGUGCGGGCCGUUUCGGCACCAAGGGUCUGGCCGUAACGUUUGUUUCUGAUGAGACGGACGCCAAGACCCUGAACGACGUGCAGGACCGCUUCGAGGUGAACGUGGCGGAGCUGCCGGAAGAGAUCGACAUCUCCACUUACAUUGAGCAGUCGAGAUGAGUCCUGAAGUCAUGCCAAAGGAGCACCAUCUUACCCGUGUUCCUGUCGUGUUUUGGGUUGGGGCUUUGCCUCGCCUCCCUUCCUCCCCCUACAUGCUGAUGGAAGAGUGCUCUCCAGCCUGCACUGGCGGUUUUAAAGCUCCUGCUUCUCAUCAGUUUUUAGCUUCUGUUUAUUGUGUUUCUCAUUUGCGGGUGGGGGUGAGGCUUGGGGAGAGAUAGCGGCUCUUGUCAUGAACGUUCGUUUUGUUUUAAUGAAAUUAAAACUUUUUAUACAGUUA
Electrophorus electricus (electric eel) is the source of this 1644-nucleotide messenger RNA. It is a transcript of the gene ddx39ab, whose product is annotated as DEAD (Asp-Glu-Ala-Asp) box polypeptide 39Ab. Gene Ontology annotation, molecular function: RNA helicase activity; nucleic acid binding; ATP binding. The record is from RefSeq and is a predicted model, not a curated record. Lineage: Eukaryota; Metazoa; Chordata; Actinopteri; Gymnotiformes; Gymnotidae.